AUGCCUUCUGCAGAUGAAAACAAAACAUGCUAUGAAAACAAUGAUAUUCAGAAGUCUAAAUCAGACACUGAGAUCAAUUCUACAACUAACAAGGAGUCUUCAAACCAGUACCAUCGAAUUUUCAUCGAAGAAUUUUCCUCAUGCGAGGGCUUUGCUGGUGAUCGCGUUUGGGCCACAUAUUCAGGAGCAGGCAAGAUUGCUGACACAAAGCCAAAGAUUAAUAAACUCUUUAUAGGAGAUAUCACCGAACCUCUCAAUAUUCAUUUUCUUGGAGAGAACUUAGAAGAAAGUGCUGUUGACGUCGUGGAGAAACAUUCAUUAGUCACAUUCACAGUCCCAGUUCUACCAAUCGAAGCCGAACUUGAACUGGAAAUUCGUUUUUCGACUUCUGAUGAUAACGUGACAACGAUCCCUUUUAAGUAUUUACCGAGGGCUCGUCUUCAGCAUUCAACUACACAAGAUGUGUCUCUGUUUGACAGACUGCUAGAGUUUGCAACAACGGAGAUACAAUUUCGCUUCUUCAGCCAUUCGUUUCACAAAUUGCGAAACAUGAUGUCGAAGGAAAUACCAAAAAACGGACAAAGUUUCUCUCUCAAACUUUUGCUUUCUGUUCUUCCAAACAGUCUCAAAGAAGAAGUGAUAAAUGUACAAAAUAAUCACGGACUAACGUCACUGCAUUGUGCUAUUCGAGCUGGUGACCCAGACGCAGUUCAUUAUCUCAUGAAUCAUGGUGCCAAAAUCAAUAUUUCAGACCAUCAUGGAAACACGGUUCUUCACUAUCUCGGAGACGCCUACAACGAAUCCAUUUUUAAAGAAGUGCUCGAACCAACAAGAGGUCAACGAUUCGAUAUAAAUCAAUUGAAUUCUGAAGGCUUUGCUCCUAUUCAUGUUGCUGUCAGAAGAUUGAAGUUAUCUCUGAUCGAAAUGCUUUUAGAAGCAGGAGCUUUGAUUGACUUUUUGGAUACUGAAAAGAAACGAAACGCAUUGAUGCAUGCUAUUGAAAUGAACGAUUUCGAGACUAUUCAAUUACUUGUCGAGAGAGGUUCUAACACAAAUAUCGAAGAUGCUUUAGGAGAAACAUCCUUGAGCUUGGCUGUUAAGAAUGUCAACUAUCCCGUUAUUGGAUUACUUCUGGAUAAUGGAGCCGAUCCCAAUCGACAAAACUGCAAGGGAGUUUGCUUGGCUGACAAUGAAGAUAGUGUUGUCCAGAAUAUUAUCAACGGAGAUCGUCCAGAAUUGCCAAAAAAGGAGGGCUUCAAUGCUCCGAAUGAUUUAGCAGUAUCUCGGUCGCCUCUUUUCGGAAGAUCUCAUCCUGAUCAGGCUCCCACUGAAGACAGUUUACGUAAUCGUCUUGUUAAAAGAUCCAGGGAAGCGAUCAUGAAUGAUGCCGAGACACUAUUGGAAGAGACUGAUUCAAUUACUCCUCGUGUAACAAGAGUUUCAAUUUCGGAAUCUGACGACGAGCAACCAGGUCCAUCCACAUCAACUACACGAUCACAAAGACGUCGAACUGAAUGGGAGAGGAACCCAAAACUGAGUGAUUCGGUGUGCAAUUUGGACUACUUAACCAGAAUCCGUGUAUCGAAAAUUUUCGACGACCAGUGCAAGUGGCAGACGCUGGCUCAACAACUCGACUGCGACCAUAUGAUUGAACUGAUUUCCAUCUGCUCUGCUGGUGAUGAUUCGAGCCCAACGAUGAUUCUCCUGGACCAGUUUGAACAACUUCAAGAUUCUUCGAUUUCUCGACUGAGGGAUGGGAUGAGUAGGAUGAACGAAGAGAGCGCUGUUAAGCUUAUCGACUCCCGAUAUGUAUAUUAA
This is a messenger RNA of Caenorhabditis briggsae, 1818 nucleotides long. RefSeq names its product Protein CBR-IKB-1 (gene Cbr-ikb-1). Gene Ontology annotation, molecular function: protein binding. The coding region runs from base 1 to 1818 and encodes 605 amino acids. The record is from RefSeq and is a predicted model, not a curated record. Gene Ontology annotation, biological process: signal transduction; protein localization to ciliary inversin compartment. Gene Ontology annotation, cellular component: ciliary inversin compartment. Lineage: Eukaryota; Metazoa; Nematoda; Chromadorea; Rhabditida; Rhabditidae. The transcript is spliced from 9 exons.